AUGGUUAAUGGCAAACAAUUGACAAUCAGGUUCCAUGUUGAUGACGUUUUGGCAAGUCACAUGGAACAACAAGUACUUGAAGAUUUUUUCACAUGGGUGAAUGAGAAAUAUGGUGGCUUAAAGGAGGUCACAUGCACUAGAGGUAAAGUUCAUACUUAUUUGGGUAUGACAUUGGAUUUUUCGAAGAAAGGAAAAAUGAAAAUUCGCAUGGAUGAUUAUGUGGAUCGCAUGCUGAGUGAGUUUCCAGUCAAGUUUAAGGACAAUGAGAUCCAGGAGACACCAGCUGGAAAUAAUCUACUGGAGAAAGGUAAAGGAGCACCGCUUGAGAAGGAGCGACAUGAAGUGUUCCAUUUGUUUGUUGCCAAAUCGUUAUUUUUGUCGAAACGUGCUCGUCUGGACAUCAGUCCGACAGUAUCGAUUUUAGCAUCGAGGGUGCAAUCUCCGAAUCUGAGUGAUUGGCACAAACAAGAUCGAUUGAUGAGAUACAUUCAUUCUACAAAAGGAUGGCAUGUGACAUUGAUUUGCGCGUGA
This is a messenger RNA of Cylindrotheca closterium, 531 nucleotides long. NCBI's taxonomy places the organism in Eukaryota, Bacillariophyta, Bacillariophyceae, Bacillariales, Bacillariaceae. The record is from the annotation of a GenBank genome assembly.